CUCUUCAAUCACUUACGUCACGUGGUGCGUCCCGGGUGGUGGGUGUGUCUUCAGCCAUAGGGUUUCAUUCAUAAAUAGUUUUUGCUUUUAAAUCAGACUUUAAGUGUUCCGCGAAGGUUUUGGCGCUAUCGGCUUCUGCCUAAGUUCCCUCACAUGGACCACCUCAAUUUUAAUUAGGGGGACGCUCACGCUCGCCUGGACCAUGAGCAAUGAGUCUACCGUCUGGAUCAACCUCACCGAGAACUCCACCGGGGUCCCAUUUGAGCCUGGUAAACAACAGGGUGGUUAUGUCCUACUGCUGGUGCUCCUGUCCAUCUUCCUGGGGGGAACACUGGUCCUGCUGUCUGUCCUGCUGAUCGUCUGCAGACGUUGCUGUGAUGGAGACUGCCGCCAUGCCAGGGCCAGCGAUGACCCUGAGAAAACCAACACCAGCUACAUGGAGGAGUCUCAGCCAGUACAUGGACAGAUCACCAUCCGUGUAGACGAGUCAGACUGCCUAUCGGCCGCCAGCUCCCACGUUGACAUGGAGACAGAGCGCUUCCUGUCCACAGGCACCCAGGGUGGCCGCCGCGUCUCUUUCAAUGAGGUGGCACUCUUCGACCACGGCAAGAAGGCCCAGGAGAAAGGCCGUAGGUUUACGUUGACCGAGGGUGACUUCCACCACCUGAAGAAUGCGCGGCUCACACACCUCCACAUCCCGCCACUGGCCCUCAAGAUCGUCACCAUCCACGAGUGUGAGUCAUCCGAGAACAGCAUCGCCAUGACGACCCACCCCGCCGCCAAGUCCAGCCUCUCCAUCUUCCAGCCGGCUUUGUGUGCCCGACGGCCAUUGUGUCCCCUGCCCCAGACAGCAUUGACCAGUCUGAGUGUCAGCCCCAGCUCAGCCCUCCCUGGGGACACCCUUAACUCGGUGGUGGACACCAGCUUCAGUGAGAGUCCCCUGGCACCGGGUCCCAAGGAGCCCAGCACCAGCAGCAUUGAGGUGAUGGUGUCUGGCUCCAGGAAUGGGGGAAGUCCGUCUUUGAGUGAAGGGGCGUCGGUGACGUCUGUGACGGGUGCAUCUCCUGGCGCCGGGGUGUGGCAGGGGCCGGUGCUGCAGUUCUUCACCAAGCUGAGGCGCCAUGCCAGCCUGGAGGGAGCCAGCCCAUACUUCAAGAUCAAGAAGUGGAAACUAGACAGCAGCCAGCGGGCCUCCAGUCUGGACACCAGAGGGUCCCCUAAGAGGAGGCAGUUCCAGCGUCAGCGCGCUGCCAGCGAGAGCAUGGACAAGGAGGAUAGCGACGCCCACCACAUUGACCUCAUCCAGUACAUUGCCAGCACCCAGGACGCCACCUAUCACCCCUGCCGCCCCUCCGCCUCGGCCUGCCUCCUGUCCCACUCCUCCCCCUCCACGCCACCACCCUCCCUCGGCAGGUUAGAGGUGGAGGUGGUGGUGGAACCCAGCUGCAGCAGGGGCCAGAGGCUGGAGGUGAUCGGCUUGUCCCCGGAGCCCCAGGACGAGGCAGCGAGCCUGGGGGACUUUAGACAGGAAAGCUCGGCAUCAGACCACCAGGCCCUGUACAGAGACAUCUGGACGCUCCGGGCCUCCCUGGAGCAGUACGGCUCCUCAGACCAGAUCAACAACAACGACAGGGACUCUGUCCGCAGCGAUGCUGACAGUGUCUGCUCUCUGAGGGGGCAGACCAAGAGGGGGGGGCUGCCCAGUUACCUCUCCCAGGACAUCGGGGAUGGGCCCGAGGGGGAUGUGGAGCUGCCCAUGGAUGAAGGGAUGGGAGAGAAGGAGAAAGGGAGGAAGCAGGACAGUGUGGAGUCAGAGAGGGGCAGUGACGGGGAGUCAGGGAACCGUAAGUUAAUGCAGAUGGACAGUGGCUAUACGUCUAUAGAGGCUCCAUCACGGGCGCCAGAGGAGCUGAGACUGUUUGGCAGUAGUGGCAGCAGUGGCAAUAUAGACAGGUCGGCCCUGGAGAAGAGACACUACUUCACCAGUGCAGGGCGCACUGGCACGGUGGUCGAGAGCUUCGAAGCCCGCAUCUUCGAGGAAGAGCCAGACGAGGAGACGCCGACAGGUGCAAUGGGCGGCAUGACCAUAGAAACGGCGAGGUCUCCCCUGGGCUGGUCUCCGUACGGUCAGAUGUUCACCCCGCGAGAGGCGCAGCCGCAGCCGCACCCCCAUCCUCCCUUAUCAAUUCACCACCGUGAUUACAGCAUCGACGAGAAGACGGACGCGCUCUUCCAUGAGUUCCUCCGCCACGACCCCCAGUUUGACCAGCAGGAGACGCCGAAGAAACAUCGCUCACGCAUCCACCUCCGCAAGCAGUGGCAGCGCCACAAGCAGUACAGUGACCCGGGCGUUCGCUACCAGUACCACUCCUUUGAGAGGCAGCGGAACCCCCUCCGACGAGGCGAUAGCGUCAACUACCCGCUGGAUACAGGCUACCACAGCACGCUUCCACGCAUCAUCAGUGCGCCUGACGAGGAGGCCAGCGAGGGGACCCCCAGCACCCCCCAGACGCCCAAGGCUGAGGCGGUGGUGGCGGGAGGGGCAGAAGGUGCCGAGGUGGAGGAAGGAGACAGGAGAGAGAGUCCCAGCAGUAGCUGUGGCAGUAGCACCGUGACCAUCACAGACGACAAAGGGAUGGUGUCCUGUUCCCCUCACCCUCCCCCUGUCCCGGAGAGAGAGGGUCUGCUAUGGGAGCAGUCCGACCCCCAGGAGGACACUAGGCAGGCAGAACACCCCACUGAGCCACCUGAUGAGCCCCCCCAGCCCCCUGACAAGGGCUACGGCCCACAGACCAUCACAGCCGAGCUGACGGACAAGCUGAGCGCCACCCUGGACGAGCGGCUGUACACGGGCCUGCGACGGACAAAGGACCCGGCGGCGGUGACUGAGUGUGUGGUGACAGUCACUCACGCCUCCCCCGACCACAGCCCAGUGUAGCAUGUCUCCAGUCCUCCUCCACUCUUCCCUGAUCUUUGUGUUUGAUUUGAUUUCAGUCUGCGCCAGGUAACUGCGAUGUCUCUGUAUCUGCGAUGUCUCUGUAUCUGUCUGAAUUAGCAUGUUCCAGACCCGUAACAUGAAAACAGGCUACACUAUACAGUAUCAUGUAGGCUAGCUGAAGAAUCCACCCCUAGAUAGUGUCUACAGUACCGUGGUGUCUCUGACUGCUAUGAUUCCUUUCUCCUCUGAGAGAAGUGACGAUGUUAAAGGGAAACGCCACUCAAACUAUCUUUUGGUAUUUUUUUUCAUUAGUCCACUGUUUAUACUGUACCAAAAUGUUUUGCGUGUCAGCAGUCAGGAUUCCAAGAUAUUGGACUUUCAAGAAGCAGUGUCACCGGCUACAUCAUCAUGAUGACGCUUUGCUUCUUGAAAGGCCAAUAACAUUUUGGGACUGUAUCAACAGCCGAUUACUGAAAAAAAAGUAGAAUAAUUAUGGAUUUUUUGGGGGCUGGAUUUUCCCUUUAAGAGCCAGUAUGCCCUCUGCACUAGUCUAUCCACUGUGAAACCAGGUGCUAUUAAACAUCUAAAGAUCUGGAUACAAAGUUUACCUGGGCCCUAUAGGCCAGUCCUGGCUGAAUAUCAAAAUAGGUUUAUCUACGUUUACAUUACUUUUUCAUCACUUCAUUUGUUACAUAUGGCUCUGGAUAUCUGUUGUCUUUGGCCAUUGACAUAUAUCAUAUUCUUUCCAUGUGGCAUUUUGACUCUUAUCAUAAUUGUUUCACAAAUGAUUAGGUAUCCCUGAUAUUUUUUUGAAGCCAAAUUUCACAUUGUUCACAUGUUUCUCGGGACAUAUGAAUAUAGUAAUCUACUACUUCAGUACCGUAUUGGUCAUUAAUUGAAGCAAUUCCGUAAAUUGUAAUGUAUGAUUGAAUGUUUUCGGACAGAUUUCUGUUGAAUCUUGAUGUAAUUGAAUCAGAAUCUAUGGUACUAGGAACAGAAAACAGUCAACCAUGAAUUUGAUGGAGAAGAUGAAUUGGUUCUCAUACGCUGUCAUUAAAUGAAUAUGACGCGGGCCGAGGCUCUCCUAAUUUGGACACUGACUAUAUUACAGCAUUUAUAUAAUUACAGCCUCAUCAUAUCCACUCUGGAUCAGAGCAUUAUUCUUCAUCAAAUGUCCUUGUUGCUGAAUGUCUGGACUCAUGUUUCUAUUCAAAGAUGUUCUUAAAAGGGAAAACUGCUUUCCAGAAAAGUUAUGGUUGUUAGGACAUGUUGUUCAAUGACAUUGUAUUUAUUGUUGACAGAUUUGAUUUAAAUGUGUCUAUCCUCGUU
This is a messenger RNA of Salvelinus fontinalis (brook trout), 4267 nucleotides long. RefSeq names its product voltage-dependent calcium channel beta subunit-associated regulatory protein-like. NCBI's taxonomy places the organism in Eukaryota, Metazoa, Chordata, Actinopteri, Salmoniformes, Salmonidae. Gene Ontology annotation, biological process: negative regulation of calcium ion-dependent exocytosis; negative regulation of voltage-gated calcium channel activity. Gene Ontology annotation, cellular component: plasma membrane; secretory granule. Gene Ontology annotation, molecular function: transmembrane transporter binding. The record is from RefSeq and is a predicted model, not a curated record.